Messenger RNA from Cuscuta campestris, 3176 nucleotides. NCBI's taxonomy places the organism in Eukaryota, Viridiplantae, Streptophyta, Magnoliopsida, Solanales, Convolvulaceae. The record is from the annotation of a GenBank genome assembly.
AACCCCAAAGGCCUAGGGCUUAUGUUCACUGUCUCGUAUUAACAGUAACAAUUGCUUUCCAGUUCGGCAUUUCGUGAUUUCAUCUUUGCCUUUCGUCUUCUUAAAUUUCAGCAUCUGGAGUUUGAGCUACUCCAUCGAUCUUAAUGAAAGGCAGGGCUUUUAUUCUCAUCUUUCUCCUUCUAUCUUCGAAUUUCUCAUUUUCGCAUUCGAAGGAAACCAAAAACAAGUUUAGAGAGCGGGAGGCCACCGAUGAUUCCCUCGGCUACCCCAAUGUGUACGAGGAUGAGUUGUUGAAUACACAGUGCCCUCAGCAUUUAGAGCUGCGAUGGCAGACAGAAGUUAGUUCUAGCAUAUAUGCCUCACCAUUGAUUGCGGAUAUAAACAGUGAUGGGAAGCUUGAAGUGGUCGUUCCUUCUUUUGUUCAUUACUUGGAAGUUCUUGAAGGUUCUGAUGGGGAUAAAGUUCCGGGGUGGCCGGCGUUCCAUCAAUCAACUGUACAUUCUAGUCCUUUCCUAUUUGACAUUGACAAGGACGGUGUAAGAGAAAUAGGCUUAGCCACAUACAACGGUGAGGUUCUUUUUUUCAGGGCAUCUGGCUAUGUGAUGUCUGACAAACUAGUGAUUCCGCGGCUUAAAGUUAAAAAGGAUUGGUAUGUGGGUUUACAACCAGAUCCUGUAGAUCGCUCUCAUCCAGAUGUUCAUGAUGGCCAGCUCAUUGAAGAUGCGCUCAUCGAAUCACUAACCCGACAAAAUAGAAGUGCUACUCAUGGUGGAAACGGUUCUCACACAACUGGAGAAAUUCAUUCUCAACUGAAUUUGACUACCAAGGAAGCUCAUCAUGAAAAAUUGUCUACACCUAAGGAAGCUCAGCUCGAAAAUACGAAUGGUUCAAUUUCUUUGCCAAAUGGAGUUUCCAAUAACACCGUGAAUGCAACAUAUGUGGAUAACCAAAGGGUGAGAAGUGACAAUCAAACAGAUCCUGACACUAAUAUGUCAGAGAACAUUACAAACACGUCCAUCGGUUCUUCAAAUGAAACAAUUACCAAUGUUGAGAAGGCUCACACUAGGAGAAGCCUUCUUGAAGAAAAAUCUGGUGACCAGAAUGGUCAUGCUGCCACUGUGGAAAAUGAUGGUGGCUUAGACACAGAUGCCGAUUCAUCCUUCGAUUUAUUCCGAGAUAAUGAUGAGCUGGCUGAUGAAUAUAAUUAUGAUUAUGAUGAUUAUGUUGAUGAGAACAUGUGGGGAGACGAGGAGUGGGCCGAAGAAGAACAUGAAAAGUUAGAAAAUUAUGUGAAUGUUGAUGCACAUGUUUUGUCCACUCCAGUUAUAGCGGACAUUGACAAGGAUGGUGUUUCAGAAAUGGUUGUUGCAGUGUCGUACUUCUUUGACCACGAAUACUAUGAUAAUCCUGAACACUUGAAUGAACUCGGAGGUUUAGAAAUUGGAAAAUAUGUUGCUGGUGGUAUUGUCGUUUUUGAUCUGGAUACCAAGCAGGUUAAAUGGAGCACACAGCUGGAUCUGAGUACUGAUACGGGAACAUUCCGUGCCUACAUAUACUCUUCUCCCACAGUAAUUGAUCUAGAUGGUGAUGGAAAUCUAGAUAUCCUGGUUGGAACUUCAUACGGUUUGUUUUAUGUGUUGGAUCACAAAGGCAAAGUGAGGGAGAAAUUUCCUCUUGAAAUGGCGGAAAUCCAAGGGGGAGUAGUUGCUGCUGAUAUCAAUGAUGAUGGCAAGAUUGAGCUAGUCACAACUGACACGCAUGGAAAUGUAGCCGCAUGGACUGCACAAGGCAAAGAAAUAUGGGAAACACAUCUCAAGAGUCUCAUUCCCCAGGGUCCCACAGUAGGCGAUGUUGAUGGAGAUGGCAAUACCGAUAUUGUUGUUCCAACACUUUCGGGCAAUAUAUAUGUCUUAAGUGGCAAGGAUGGUUCGAUUGUGCGGCCAUACCCUUAUCGAACUCAUGGUAGGGUGAUGAAUCAAGUCCUUCUAGUCGACCUGAGCAAGAGAGGAGAUAAGAAGAAAGGACUUACUCUUGUCACUACAUCAUUUGAUGGAUAUUUGUAUCUAAUAGAUGGACCGACAUCAUGUGCCGAUGUUGUGGAUAUUGGAGAAACUUCAUACAGCAUGGUACUGGCUGAUAAUGUUGACGGAGGAGAUGACCUUGAUCUCAUAGUGACAACAAUGAAUGGAAACGUCUUCUGCUUCUCGACUCCUUCUGCACACCAUCCCCUCAAAGCUUGGAGAUCAUCUAAUCAGGGACGGAACAAUGCUGCAUAUCGCUUUAAUCGUGAAGGUGUAUAUGUUACUCCAUCAUCUAGAGUAUUCCGUGAUGAGGAGGGAAAAAACUUCUGGGUUGAAAUAGAGAUCGUAGAUCGACACAGGUUUCCAUCUGGGUCUCAAGCUCCAUAUAAUGUCACGGUAAGCUUGUUGGUUCCUGGAAAUUAUCAAGGGGAGAGGACAAUGAAGCAGAACCAGAUAUACAGGGUGCCCGGGAAGCAGCGGAUUAAACUGCCAACAGUGGCGGUUAGGACUGGUGGGACCGUGGUGGUGGAGAUGGUGGACAAGAAUGGAGUUUAUUUCUAUGAUGACUUCUCCAUCUCAUUCCACAUGCACUAUUACAAGCUCUUGAAAUGGCUUCUCGUGCUUCCGAUGCUGGGGAUGUUUGGGGUUCUGGUCAUUCUUCGUCCGCAGGAAGCAGUUCCCCUCCCAUCAUUUUCACGCAAGACUGACUUAUGAUGUGUUUAUGUGGUUCCCAAGUCUAUUAUCACAUCACAGAUAGUGUGACUCAUUCAGUCCCAGAAAGAGAGACCCUCCAAAGUACUGUAAAACCAAGAGAUUCUUACUGCCGAGGGACAUUCGCCCAGGUUUGAUCAAAGUCAAGCAAGCCAUGGGUGUAAUAUUAUGAGAAUUCUCCGUUUUCUUGGAAAGUUGUAUGUGUAGUGGAAACUCCUAAACUUUUGAUCAAAUUACUAUCCUUAAAACCCAUUGAAAGACACACCGUUUACAGAUCGACUAGAGUAAGUAUGCUUUCCCUACGCGCUUUUCUUGCCCAUCUGCUUAUAUUUUGGGGUUAAAUAUAUUUGGAAGGUCUGUAACGAGGAUAUUGUUAUCGGCACCAAUGUUGUCUCGUGAGUGAUAUGAUGAGAGUUACAGUGGUAAUUAAUCACUCUAUUCAGG